UAUUUUUCUCUGCUUUUAGUCUUUCCCCAAGUGGCUGCAGCGCAGCUCACUGAACACAAACAAUAUUAACAUGUAAUUUUCUCUCUCUGUGUUUGUCUCUGCGCAGCUUGAGAGCCGCUGCUGUCUGUGAUGCCCUCCCAUGACGCCCAGGUCGGUAGCUGACACUGCCAGUGAGCGGGAGACGCCACUGCACAACCGGUCCUGGGCCGGCGCCGUCAGCCGGUUCUCGCCCUCCCUCUUGCACGCUGGAGACUCCAACUCCACCCACCUACCAGUAUCCACAACCAUCAGCUCCGAUCCACCCCAGUAAGUCCCUUUCAAAACCACCCUCAGCCAGUACCAGCAGCAGCAGCAGCCAAAAAACACAGUAUCUUCAACGCAGCACCAGCACCACCAUUAUCACCAGCAGCAGCAGAAAUGUCCAGUCGUAGAAAGUCCUCCACCCCCUGCAUGGUCCGGGUCAUCAGCGACCUGCCUGAAGAGCAAGACGACCCUGAGGAGGUGAUGGACGUGGAAAUAAUGGUGGACAACGAUGUGACAGAGAAAGAACAAUCAGGAUCAGCAGAGAAGAGUCAAGACGCCCAGCAGGAGGAUUCAGAGAAUCCAGACCAGCAGACGUCUCCGCAACCAGUGGAGAAACCUGAGCCAUCAGAACAAGAGGAGCAGUCGGCGGACAAAGAUCAACCUUCUGUCAUCGAAGACAUGGAAACCACGGAGGAGAAGGACAGCGAAGAGUCCGACCCGACGUCCGAGAAAAAGCAGCCCAGAGGCUACGAGUGCAAAUAUUGCCCAUUCUCGACGCAGAACUUGAAUGACUUCAAAGAGCACGUGGACUCCAGCCACCCUAACGUCAUUCUCAACCCGCUGUACCUCUGCGCCGUCUGCAACUUCAACACCAAGAAGUUCGACUCGCUCACGGAGCACAACGAGAGCGAGCACCCGGGCGAGACCAACUUCAAGUUCAAGAGGAUAAAAAUGAACAAUCAGACGAUCUUAGAGCAGACAAUCGAAGGCAAGGACAAUGAAAGCGACACGACAAAAGAACAGCGUGAGAGCAGCUCCGUGUUUCCGCCCUGCAUAUCGACCACCGUGACGUCCCCGGACAGCAUUCAGCCGCUUUAUCAAGGGAGCGAGCUGACAAGCCAGCAGGACGGCCUGAUCCAGAAGAAUCAAAUCACGGCGGUGAACAUCAACGGAACGGUCAUCAUCCCCGAACCCACCAUCCUCCAAGGGCUCUCCCAUGUCUCCCCGAUGCUCCAGCGCCCGCCCAACUUUAACUCUGUACCAAAAAUAGCUGUUCCCUUGAACACCACCAAAUAUAACCCUUCCUUAGACGACAACUUGACGUUGAUCACCUCCUUCAACAAGUUCCCUUACCCUACGCACGCCGAGCUGUCGUGGCUCACGGCGGCCUCCAAGCACCCGGAGGAGCAGAUCAAAGUCUGGUUCACCACCCAGCGCCUGAAGCAAGGCAUCACCUGGUCUCCCGAGGAGGUGGAGGAAGCCAGGAAGAAGAUGUUCAACGGUUCAAUCCCUCCUGCACAUCACACGUUCACCGUCCUGCCUACCGUCUCGCAGCCGUCUGCCAAAUCCCAGCAGCCCUUUGUCCACACGACAGUCGGGCACGCAAGUCAUGUCCGCAUGACUGCGUCCAAUGGUGUCGCCCCAAACUCCAUUGGCUCCAGUACCGCCCUUAAACGAUCCCUGUCGACACACCUGACGACAGUGUUCGGCCCGGAGUCCAAGCGGCCCAUUAUGGCGGUCGCCCCUCAUUCCGGCGACGCCAAAGACAGAGGCCUAAUGGCUCCCCCUCCACCCCCUCCUCCUCCAAAAGACCGCCCCCCAAUGGCUCCACCUCCUGUUCCUAUGGAGAUGAAGAGACCUGUAGCAGUUCCUCUGGUCCCCACGGACAUGAAGAGGCCAUCCGCUGCUGUGCCUUUAAUGCCGCCGCCAUCAUCGUCGUUGUCACAAUCUUUGCUGUCCAAAGGGAAGAUUCCCAGCUCGUUAGGAAACCCCAAAACGAAGCCGGUGGUGUCGCUGCCCUCCAUAGUCUUUCCAGAGUCUUUAACACGACCACUAAUUGUCCCGCCGCCUAUCUUUGCCCCGUCGUUUAAAAACUCGUUACUAUUUCCUCUUAGUUCACCCAAAGACAAGCACCCGAAUGCCCACAGUUUACCGGCAGCUGAUUUGAAGCUGCCAAACUCCCCGCCGCUCAAUACUCCACAGAUACGGAGGCCGACCAUUAUCCAGUCCAUCCGCGCUCUGGCUAAAACCCCGUCCCAGAUUCCAGGGUUCCCCUUGGAUAAGAAGCUAAAAGAGCAGCAGGGAGUGGAGGUGAAAGCCAGCUACCCCAGAGGAGACAAGGUGCUCACUCCUCUGGCCGAGGCCAACGGGACAUCUCGCACCGACAGAAAAUGGUCCCACGAUCAAACCUCCCUCGCUCAUAACGGAGUCAUGCAUAUGGAUGGCGGCGAGCCACCAGCAGCUCUGAAACCGGAUUUCCAUCAGAAGUCCUCGGUGCUGACCCAGUUCCCGCUGCUGGAGAGGAUGAAAGGAAAGACGGCAGAGCAACUGAAGAUCUUGGAGGAGAACUUCCUGAGAAACAGCUUCCCCACGCUCAGCGACGUGGACAAUCUGGCGGGAACCACCCGCAUGUCUCACCAGGAGAUCGACAGUUGGUUCGCGGAGCGCCGUGCACUUCGUGACAACCUGGAACAAGCCCUUCUCAACUCCAUGGGCACCAAGAGGAUGGGCGCCGGUGGCAUCGGUGCCAAGAAACGACCACAUCCGCAUCAGACUCUCCAGCUGAAUGGUAUUCACAAACCAAGCGCCGGUAUUAAAAGUCCGCUUCCGCCCUCUUCCACGAUGCCCAUCGUCGCGCCCUCCAUCCCCAACCCGAAUUCCUGCUCAGUGCCUCCAGACAGCCGAUCCCUGGCGCUCCUCAAGGACGAUUUUGCUCAAACGCGGUGGCCUUCCCCUGAGGAGUUUAGCCAGCUGGAGGGUCGGACGGGACGCGCCGAACUCGCCCGCUGGUUCAAUGACAGCAGGCUGCAGAGUGGCGGCAUGGAGCUGCCCGAACUUUUUCACAACAAUGGAGUGAACGGAGGGCAGGGGCCGCCUGUGAGCUCCCCCAAAAACACUCUGCCGAGCAUCCUCCAGCGCUGUCAGGACGGGGGGCUCACAAACAACAACAACGGCAGUAAGGUGCUGGAGGUGGAGCUGGGCUGGCUGAUGGAGCAGCGCGCCAACAGCCUCAGCAGUCAACAGCACGACGAGCUCCAAGACCGGUUUGCUGGCAG
Molecule: messenger RNA, 3299 nt
Organism: Plectropomus leopardus (leopard coralgrouper)
Lineage: Eukaryota; Metazoa; Chordata; Actinopteri; Perciformes; Serranidae
Source: RefSeq, a predicted model, not a curated record